GCACAUAAUCUUCGUUUAUGCGCUCGUAUUUUCCAAAUGCAAUGUCCGGCCAUUGUUGCAGGUGUUGCAGAGGAUUAAUAUAACACUCGCUCGUGAUCAUCGACACUUUUGCGAUGGCGGAGGGAACACAUUUUGAUCCAGUCAGCAGUGCCAUUUCGUAGUAUAUAAACGACAGAGGUGGAAAGGGCUUUCAAGACGUCUCCGACAUCGCAAUGCUAACUGUCUCAUUCGCCCUCCUCGCUCUCGUCGGGCUUUCUUCUGCUAUCGGGCCUUCUCCGAACCAAAUCAAAAAUCUCGUUACCUUUGGAGAUUCGUACACCGACGUCGUAUCUACAGGUGACGGUGGAGUUGCCUGGCCGAUUUAUGCUGCAAGGGAUGGCAACUUCAAGCUCUUUCCGUUCGCGCGUUCUGGCGCGACUUGCUCUAACAAUCUCACAUCUGUUCCCUUUCCGUCGCUUUUCGAAAGUCAGCUACCUCUCUAUUUCUCUGAGAAGGCAAACGGAUCGCUCCGUCUCAUCCCUGACGAGACCAUCUAUACUUUAUGGAUUGGAACCAAUGAUGUUGGCGACACCGCGUUGCUGACGGGACAUCAGGCGCCCGGUGUCACUCUAGUCGAUACUGUCAGUUGUGCGGUCAACUGGAUUUCGACACUUUAUAACAGCGGGGCUCGCAAUUUUUUAUUUCAAAAUAUGGUUCCCUUACAACACGUUCCUCUGUAUUCUUCCGAUUCGUACCCCAAUCGCUACUGGACUGCCCAACGAAAUACAACGGAGUGGAGUCUCUUCAUGACAGAGCUGGUUAAUUCCGGCAAUGCGUUGUCGAAGCUCAUGCUGCAGACUCUUGCACCUACGCUUCACGGGGCACACAUCGGACUGUUCGACUCCUAUGGGCUCUUCUCGGACAUCAUCGCUCAUCCAAUGAACUACCUCAACGGAACCGCACCACUGAACGUGACAGGCGCGGCGCAUGCGUGUGUCUUUGAGUUGAAUGAAAGUACCUCACAGACUGGGGUCUGUACCGACGCGGUUGGGCCUGCCGCGGAUAGCUUCCUGUGGUUCGAUGAAUUGCAUCCUUCUGAGCAAACUGAUAGAGUUGUCGCGAGAGAAGUCGCCGCGGCGAUCCGGCGCAAGAGUAGCAAGUGGACGACUUGGUUCAGCUAGAUGAUCAUCUGCUUCCUCACCUGCCUUUAGGCUUUGUCAGCUUUCAUGUUACCUUUUCACAGUAAGUAUACAAGCCAGGCACGUGGUGAGAAAAAGAAUCAAGGAUCGUAUCUAUGUGCGACGCCCAUGAGUAUGUUAUGAUCAGCGAUUACCCUAGUUGCACUGAGACUGUGCCAAGCACGAGCCCAACACUCGAAAACGUUGGUCCCGCUUUACGGCUCUAUCGGCCGAACGUCUCCGGGCCGGACUCCUCGAGAUAUUCUAAGUAAUUGGGGAUCCAGAACGUCCAGGACCGGAGCUCCACCCUGCAUUGCUGCUGAACAAUUUCUUCAGCCACCAUUCAGUAUCUUCUUCAACUCGUGUCCCGGGAUCGUAUGCUUUCUAUUACAUAUGAAAGGCAUCGUUUAUGCGGCUAUGUCGAACCGAAGAAUAUAACUGCCAUCUCAGUC
This is a messenger RNA of Somion occarium, 1609 nucleotides long. NCBI's taxonomy places the organism in Eukaryota, Fungi, Basidiomycota, Agaricomycetes, Polyporales, Cerrenaceae. The record is from the annotation of a GenBank genome assembly.